Molecule: messenger RNA, 7170 nt
Organism: Mus caroli (Ryukyu mouse)
Lineage: Eukaryota; Metazoa; Chordata; Mammalia; Rodentia; Muridae
Gene: Stox2
Product: storkhead box 2
Biological process (GO): regulation of transcription by RNA polymerase II
Cellular component (GO): cytoplasm; nucleus
Molecular function (GO): RNA polymerase II transcription regulatory region sequence-specific DNA binding
Source: RefSeq, a predicted model, not a curated record
ACCGGCCUUCUUGGAAUUCCUCAGGCCGGGUCCAGCCGAGGGAAUUCCCCGGAUCGCGGCGAACUGCCCGCCCCCUCGGCACCCUUUCCUCCGGCUCUCCGCCCCCGCUGGAGCUGCAGGCUGCCAAGGAAGGCUAGGGUGUCACGGCUGGAAAAUGAGUUGUGCCCGGAGGGUGGCCGGGGGCUGCAGCCACUGUCCGGUGCCGGUUCCCUCCAGCAGCCCGUAGAGGCGGCACCGGUGAGUGCAGUCCGCGCAACCGAUGCCUGGUUAAGAUGGAGAAGUUUCUGCAGAUCGCGCCACACUCUCUGGCCAUCGUCCUGGGCCCGGCCGACAGCUCCGCAGAGAAGCCCGGGACAGUUCAGCCCUCGCCCCCGGUUCCCACCCAACCCCGGCAGCUCGCCCGACACCACAUCGGGUACGAGAUCUUCGCAGAUUUCAAAGCGGAGAACAUGCAACACUUCUGGAACAAGAAGGUCACAGCCGCGGUGGCCGAGACUUUUUUCCUAGGCUGGAUCGACGAGCAGGUCUUGCUGAUCCAGGGCAAGGAGGAGCAUUUAGAGGCGCUGCGGGAGGGCUGGACGCGCAGGGCUCUGCGACCCCCCUCUGGCUUCCAGAUCCGCUGCUUGGGUGAUGUGUCACCAAUCAGUAUGUCCCCCAUCAGUCAGUCUCAGUUUAUUCCACUCGGGGAAAUCCUUUGCUUGGCCAUCUCUGCAAUGAACUCUGCGAGAAAGCCUGUCACCCAGGAGGCGCUGAUGGAACACCUGACCACAUGUUUCCCAGGUGUUCCAACCCCAAGCCAAGAAAUUCUACGGCAUACCCUAAACACACUGGUACGGGAGAGGAAAAUCUAUCCGACUCCGGAUGGCUAUUUCAUUGUGACCCCACAGACUUAUUUCAUUACUCCCUCCCUCAUAAGAACUAACAGUAAGUGGUACCACUUGGACGAGAGGGUACCUGACAGGUCUCAGUGCACCUCGCCACAACCAGGAACCAUAACGCCCUCUGCCUCAGGCUGCGUCAGGGAAAGGACAUUACCCAGAAAGCACUGCGACUCUUGCCACUGCUGCCGAGAAGACGUGCACAGCAUGCAUGCCUCCACCCUGCAGAGGAAGCCCGCCAAGGACUGCAAAGACCCUUACUGCCCUCCUCCGCUCUGCCAGGUGCCGCCCACUGAAAAAAGCAAAAGCACUAUAAAUUUCUCCUAUAAGACGGAAACUCUCUCGAAACCUAAAGAUGGUGAAAAGCAGUCCAAAAAAUUCGGCCUCAAGUUAUUCCGGCUGAGUUUUAAGAAAGACAAGACCAAACAGCUGGCCAAUUUCUCUGCCCAGUUUCCUCCCGAGGAGUGGCCUCUGCGAGAUGAGGACACGCCCACGACCAUCCCCCGGGAAGUGGAGAUGGAGAUCAUCCGGCGGAUCAACCCGGACUUGACGGUGGAAAAUGUCAUGAGACACACUGCCCUGAUGAAGAAACUUGAAGAAGAAAAAGCUCACCGGAGCAAAGCCGGGUCCUCCGCCCACCACAGUGGAAGGAGUAAAAAGAGCCGGACUCACCGCAAGUCCCACGGGAAGUCUCGGUCACACAGCAAGACGCGAGUGUCCAAAGGAGAUCCUUCGGAUGGCUCGCAUCUGGAUAUCCCCGGUGAGAGGGAGUAUGAAUUUUGCGACCCUCUAACCAGGGCCCCCAGAGAGGGCUGCUUCAUCAUUGAACACAAAGGGGACAACUUCAUCAUGCAUAGCAACACGAACGUGAUCGAGUCCCAUUUCCCCAUGACGCCAGAAUGGGAUGUGUCUGGCGAACUGGCCAAAAGGAGAACGGAGAUGCCCUUUCCCGAACCUUCCAGGGGAAGCUCCCACUCCAAAGUGCACCGAAGCCACAGCCAUACCCAGGACCGGAGAUCCAGGAAUGAGAGGUCCAACAAGGCCAAGGAGAGAUCCAGGUCGAUGGAUAACUCCAAAGGUCCCCUGGGGGCUUCUUCACUCGGGACUCCGGAAGACCUGGCUGAAGGCUGCAGCCAAGAUGACCAGACACCGAGCCAAUCAUACAUUGAUGACAGUACUUUAAGGCCUGCGCAAACGAUUGGUCAUCAAAGGGCUCAUAUUCCUUCUGCCAGCUACAAGGAGGUAUGCAUUCCAGAAAUAGUUGGUGGCAGCAAGGAACCUUCUAGUGCUUGUAGCCUUCUGGAGCCAGGCAAAACCCCCGAGAGUAUGCCGUCCUAUGGGGAACUCAGCCCUUGCCCGGCUAAAACAGCUGUGGAUGACUAUUUUCAGUGCAACACCUCGAGCGAGACCGUGCUCACAGCACCGUCCCCUUUAGGGAAGAAUAAGGAGGACCAUGACACUUUGACCUUGGUGGAGGGGGUAAAAAAGCUGUCUCCAUCUGAGAGGCAGACCCCCCAUUCUUCCAGGGAACCUGUUGGGCACAAGGAGGAGUCACCGAAAGGGCCAGGAGGGGGCCCUGCAGCCUCUGGUGGUGUGGCAGAGGGGUUAGCCAAUGGCCGCCUUGUACAACAUCACAGCGCAGAACCCAGCAGCCUGGACAAAAGGAAAGAAAUUUUCAGCAAAGACACACUGUUCAAACCUCUACACAGCACCCUGUCUGUAAACAGCUAUCACAAAUCUAGCUUGUCCCUCCUCAAGUCUCACCCAAAGUCACCCGUUGACACACUGCCAGGCCGUUGUGAGAAACUGGAACCUUCCCUUGGGACAUCCGCGGCCCAAGCCAUGCCUCCGUCCCAACGUCAGCAGGAGCCUGGAGGGAACCAGGAGGCUUCUUUUGACUAUUACAACGUCUCUGACGAUGACGACUCCGAGGAGGGGGCCAACAAAAAUGCGGAGGAGGAGAAAAACAGAGAUGAUGUGGGCACCAUGCAGUGGCUUCUGGAGAGGGAGAAGGAAAGAGACUUGCAGAGGAAGUUUGAGAAAAACCUCACCCUCCUCACCCCAAAAGAAACUGAUAGCAGCAGCAACCAGAGAGCCACCCACUCAGCCCGGCUGGACAGUAUGGAUAGCAGCAGCAUCACGGUGGACAGUGGAUUCAACUCCCCACGCACUCGGGAGAGCCUGGCUUCCAACACAUCAAGCAUUGUUGAAAGCAACCGCCGUCAGAAUCCUGCUUUGAGUCCAGCCCAUGGCGGGGCUGGUCCAACCUUCAACUUCCGCGCCAGUACGGAUCCCCCGACCAGCGAAGCUGAGAAAUUACAGAAACCUUCCAACUGCUUGCAAGCUUCUGUUACUAGUGUAUGAUUGUCCUUCUGCCUCAGAUCUUCUGUCUCAUCCGAUACAGCAACGUUUACGACGAUUGGGCCUGAUGUUUACAUCUCUGCAAAGACAAACAUCUCAAGCACAGGUUGGGGGUUACUUGAGCUGUGCUGCUAAGUAGGCUAGGGCAAAAAAAAAAAAAUCUUCAUUUUGGAGUAUUGCUUUUCACAUGUAUGGCUCUGUAGCAACCGAAUAGCAGUAGGGGAGAUGUACACACGUCUGCUCCCGCGUCACUAACUGUAUCUGAGCACACAUAGGAAAGUCUACACACUGUAAGUGGAACAUGCAUUUUUCAAUGUCAUACAGUUGCCAAUUUCCAUUCUGAAAUGCCACAGAGUUGUGUUGCUCCCAGCUGGCCUAUAGGGAAUGGGGCCAUGGAACUAAUUCUUGAUAGCCCCGCCUCCCUCAAAAAAAAAAAAAAAGCCGCCACAAAAUGUAAAUGUAGGGGUGUCCAUUGUGGAAAAGAAAAUCAAUGCCAAACUGGGCAGAAGGGACCCCAGCCCUUUGUGUGUGAGUCCUUUAAAGUACCAGUCAUUUUUCACUGUGAGUUUUCACGACACUCUUGCGGGAGGAGCCCAUGGGAGUGGGUCAGAGGUCCCGAUGGAUGGACGUAGUUAGAGUGUUUGUUUUCGCUCUUUUCCAGCUCACUGAUGCUUGUCUUGAGUAUUUUUUUUUUAACCUUCCCUAAUCACAGACCGGAAUAUAGGCCUUUGAAGUGGACAAAGGAAGGGAAAUGCAGUCUCACGGAGGAGGGCGGGGACACAGCACUGAGUGCUGGAGGAGGAGGGUGCAUGGAUGACCCGGAGGGAUGAAUCAGAUACUGGAGCGGGAUGCCUGCCUCCUUGAGACACUUAGGAUGAGCGAGCUUACUAUACUAGAUACAGUGAUUAGUUUGUUGGGAAACAAAAUGUUCUUUAUGGUACAAAUGAAGAAUGUGGCCUGAGGGUGUUAUUCUUUCUAAUGGAAGGGACAUAAAUCUAUUUUAUGUAGUUUUAAAUAGAAUGCCUAAAUUAGGCUGUGGGAGAUGAUUUUUAGUGGUUGUAGGAAAGAGCAAAUUUAGGGAGAGUUGAACUUCAGGCCUUUUAUUCCUGGGAAGAUAUCUAUAGAGACAAACAUUUAAAGUAAUUUUUGAUUAGAAAUAUACAUGGGCCCUUAUAAUGGACAGUGGAGUGUCCUCAUUCUGCUGGUGUGGUAUAUUCUUAAUUUGUACUCCCCUAAAAUGUAUCAGAAUGACAAUUAUGCAUUCAUGAACUAUGCCAGAGUAAUGUUUACAGAUACUUUGUAACAAUGUCAGGAGGCGCGUUCCGUUCCGGGGGAUUGUGUGGCAGUACCCUCAUCUUUUACAGUGGUUUCUCCACACUCUGGUUUAUGACGCUGUGCUCAGUAUCAAAAGGCUUGGCAGGAGGGGGCCCACUAACCAUUCCUCUUCAGUCCUACAGGAAAGGCGCUUCUGCCAAAGUCCCUGUUUCCUGAGAAGCACUGCAUACAUCUGUAGGUACUGGAAAUCCAUCUGCACCAGGGUUAGGUCUGAUCCCAGGAACAUGACCAGAGAUAAAGUUAUAUUCACUUUAGUGUCAGAUGAGUUUUGGAGCCAUAUACCAUAAUGAAUUCAUAACUAAAUGACUUAAAAUCAAUAUAAAAUAUUUUCCCUCAAGAUUCCGGUAACGAGCAUGUUUGUGAGCUACUUCUUUUUCUGUCAUAUGAAGUAGGUGGAAACACAUAUACUCAUUUUUGGUCUGCUAUUUGGAAGUUGUGUUGGGUCAAACUGGGCUCCUUAAGUUUGGUAUACAUUUCUUUUUUGUGCUUAUUGUAAUGAAGCUUAAGCAAGAUUCUCAAUAUACCGCUACAUCAUUGAAAUGCUUAAGGCAAUUGGCUUUGAAUCUCAUACUUCACUUCCUCCCAGGCAGGCCUCGGUUGUCCGGAAACACACUGUUUAUCUUAUCGCUUAAGUCAUGUCCAGAAAGAGCAACCAUGUAUCUUGUAUACUUUGUAGUCUGUUUGCUUAAGGAGCCAUAUACCAUAUGAUUCCUAGAUCUGGUCUAAAUUAAUCCCCCACCCCACCCCCAAAGAAAAAAAACCAACCUGCUCUGAAACUUUUGGCAUACUCAAGUCAUAAAUAAUAGGACCAUUCAAACAAUACAUUAGUCUCUGAUUGACCCUCUGAACGUAGCCAUUGGAAGAACCGAGUGCCCUGUGAACAGGAGAGGACGUAACUACGUUUAAGUGAAGCUUUAAAAUACGAAUUUUUGAUAGUUCACAAGAAACAGGUUUACAGAAGGUGUUAUUCAAACAAAAUGUGUACACUAUUCGCCUAAUCAUUAUGGAGUACAUGAUUUAAAAAUAAAUAAACAAAAGAACCUCCCUUAGACCAGCAGCCAUUAGCAUAGCAAGAUGGGCUUUAAAGAUGAUAUACCACACAAACAGACAUGCCGUGGAGAAACACUCCUGUGAGAAUCUAACCUGGAUUCUUGAAUAGAGGAAGCACUGGUGGUGGGAAGCACAUGGCAGAUAGGAUAUGCGCAUGUGUCUAAGAUGGUCUCAUCAAGAUGGUGAGACUCUUGACUCUCACAGCCUCAGGCUGAGGCCCUCUCUGGGCUUUGCCACGAUUAUUCUCCACUGGAACCACAGCUUUGUGUUCCAUGACGGCAUGUCUAGUUUUUAGAGUUUAUCAACGGAAAAGUUUACAAAACUGAGUCUGGUUGAAUCUCUGUGAGGCAUUCAACUUUAAAGGGUCAACACAUCUGUCGGCAUUUUGCACACUUAUAUAUUAUUAUGAUACAACAUAUUACUUUAUGGUAAUUUUUAUUUUUUACAUAUAACUACCUCCAUGAAUCUGAUGAAAUGGCAGCCACGGUGUGUUAAAGUGUGUUCUUAAGACAAAAAAGCAAUGUUUCAAACGCGUUUCAACAGUAGGCCAUGGUGUUGCGUGUGUGUCGGUGACUUACCCAUUGGACUCAUGACUUUUUCGUUGCCAUGGUUUUCUUUCACAACAUCCUUUGGCUUCCAACUAUAAGCCUGUUGUUCCCCUUUCUCUCUCCCUUCUCCCCCAUGAAAGCACAUUUGAUUUGUUACAAAUGAAUGAACAUUUUAAAAUUACUGUCUUCCCCGCUUCUCCACUUCUGCUAUUGAGAGAGAGAAAGAGAGAGAGAGAGAGAGAGAGAGAGAGAGAGAGAGAGAGAGAGAGAAAGUCCUCUUUGGCAAAGAGCCACUUGGUAAACAUUUAGGAAGUUAUUAAUUCCUAUAGAAAUUGAAUUGGAUUGCUACCCCCCCCCCAUAAGAAAAGACAUGAGAAAUUUGAACUGCCAACUUUGAAGCACUUUGGGCCUCUCUGCUUUUAUCAUACGCUACCCUAUGGAGCCCAAACUUCCUUCUUAUUAAAAGAACUGUGCCGUGCAUUCUGGGAUGUCUGUUAAGCAAUUUAUCUACCGUUUUAUAUAUCUUACACAUCUCAGGAGACCUUAAUGAGUGCAAAAAUAGGAUGUGUGCACACCCAAUAGGGAAAACCAAUAGGAAAGAAGAAAUGAGAGCAACCAGGUAGAAAUAAGAAAUGCCUGUGUUUUUUAUGUUGGGGAAUUCACAUUCAGGAAACACAAAUGGAAAGGGAAUGUGGAGGAGCAGUGAUUUAAACACCAGCUGUUCCUAAAUGUCUCUUUCUGAAACUGUUACAAUGGACAAUGAAAUUCUAUUGCAGCUGCCACCAAGACAGGAAGGGGGUGGGGGUGGGGGGUGUACCUAGAAGAACAUCCUUCCUCUUUUAGGUUAAGAUAGCUUUGUACAGUCCUACCUAGGAUUAAUCACUUGUCACCACAAAGUGUACUUGAAGGCAAAGCUUGUGGCGACAGUGAUGGGCACAGUUCUCACCAGACCAUUUGGGAGAGGUAGCAUUCUGAGCUUGCGCUAACAACCAGCGACU